CGAACCCGAAGAGGCUCGAAGAGGUCCAACUCGAAUUUUGUGCGGAACUCAAGUUGACGAGGUCCCAACUCGAAUUGUUGGUGUAUCCAGGUUCUUUCUGAUUCAAUGUAAUUUCGAACUGGCUUUUUGUUUUUCUGUUUUUUGAAUGUUUUAUGUUUGGGGUUCGAUGUUCUGUACGUCGAUUGUCUCUGUUGACAGAAUUAAUUCGAUGCUAGGGUUGCAAUCCCAGUUCGUAUUUGUACCAGCAAAGGUAAAAAUGGUAAUAGUUUGACUUUAAUUGUUAACUUGUGGAAUUAGGGGAAUAUAAGUGGUAACUAAAAAAAUGGAAUUGUUGCGAUUAUGUUUGUUAAUUGGAUAUAAAUGGAAUAAAUUAAUAAUGAAAGUUGUGGAAUUUGCGGAAUAUAAUUGGAAUUCUUAAUUACGGGUGCAAUUAUGCUACUCAUUCCAGCAUUAAAUUUGAUGGAAUGAGGUGAAUUAUGCAUUCAUUAGUGGUCAUUAUUCGUUCGUUCAAUGUGAUAUUGUGUUAUGGUGUGGAAUCGUGUCAAGAUUCGAUUUGCUUUGAUUGGUUAUUGUGGGUAUUCUUAUGUGACAGAUUAUGAAAAUGUCAGCGGGGAAUGGUAAGCGUUAACGUACAAUGGUGAGGGUUUUUUUUUUUUUUUUUAAGAUAUUCUUUAGGCUGGGGAUGUGAUGAUGUUUUGAACUGUGGUUUUAUGGGGAUGUGAUUAUCUUUUGAAUUACGGUUAAAUGUUUUGUGAUGUUGUGGCUAUGAAGGUUGGGGCUGAAGAUGAAGAAUGGUAUGGGGGGUAUGGGCUCAGUAACAAGAGUAAUGUAUGUGAGCAGAAGACCAUGCCUUUGUAUCCAGAAUUGUUUAAGGAUGACGGAUUAAGCUAUGGAGGGGCCGUCAAAGGUAGGGCGAAGGUGAUGGCUGAACAUUCAAAGGCCAGAAGUCGGCCUCCUAACAUGGGUUGCCGCAUCGAGUCAUUUGGGCGCAUAUGUCAGAAAUUUGAUGACAGACGAAGACGUUGGGUUUGUGAGAUGGGAUUUGGCAGUCUUUCACAUCUUGCUUUAGAUCUGCAUUUACCAAGGCAAUUGGCAUACUGGGUCAUGACACGGAUGGAUCCAAUCAGUAAAAUGCUUAGGAGUCCCAACGGACUUGAGUUUCGGUUUUCAAAGAAUCAGGUUCGGUGGGUACUAGGGAUACCAAUGGGUUCUAGGACUGUUCCUAGUACUAAAACCAUGACCCAACAUGAUCGUGUGAAGGUUUAGAGAUUUAUUCUCAAG
Messenger RNA from Chenopodium quinoa (quinoa), 1281 nucleotides. RefSeq lists its product as uncharacterized. NCBI's taxonomy places the organism in Eukaryota, Viridiplantae, Streptophyta, Magnoliopsida, Caryophyllales, Amaranthaceae. The coding region runs from base 745 to 1266 and encodes 173 amino acids. The transcript is spliced from 3 exons. The record is from RefSeq and is a predicted model, not a curated record.